AUGAGUGAUUCAAGUGGUGUGUCUAAUGACCUUGAAAGGGUACAAAGUAACAGAAGGUUACACUCUGUUGACGUUAUUUGGUUAUUUUUAGGAACAAUAACAACGUUUGGUAUAGUAAUGUCAUCAAUAUCGGCAAGAGUUUACUCACCUGUGCUUAAAAUUCCGCCCGAAAACUCUGGAGCAUUCGAGUCGAAUUUACUCACAAGUUCAAUCUUAACUUCAAGUUUCGGGAUCAUAAUCGCAUUCCUAUUCUUCCCAAUAAAUGUAUUACUGAUUUUCAUCUCACUUGUGCUCACGUUCGUUACAAGUUUUUGUGUGUUCCUGAGUGUAGUAGUGAGGAUAUUUAGCUUUAAAUUCUUCUAUAUAAUGGGAAAUGACAUUGGCUGUACAUUCCUAGGGAUAAUAGAAUUAAUUGGAGUAGCAUCUGUGAAUGAUAAGUUUAUACCCGGAAAUCCUAUUUACAAGAUGUUACUAUAUCAAAUUGGGAAACCAAUAGGAUAUCUCCUAGUCCUAAUAAUCACAUCAUUCUUAGAACUCCACUCUUUUGGAGGUGAAAAAACAGAUUUUCUACAAGAAUCAAACAUCUUCAUGACAUAUCAAAUGAUGAUACUACUUUUACUCGGGAUCCCAAUCCUAAUUGUCAUGCUAUACUAUAGUAUAAAAUCUAAUGAUAAGCAGCAAAAAUGGCGUUCAGGGAACCUAAUAAACUCUUGGAAAACAUGGGAAAAGGCUUCUUAUCUGUACCAAUGCAUUAAGCCAUAUGUCAUCAUAUUAGUCAUCAUUGAAUCUUCCGAAGCUUUCUUCAAUUCAGCCACACUAUUAUUUCUGAUGGACCCGUUUCCACACUUUAAAGCUGCGCUAAAGACGUUGAUAAUAUUCAUUUUACACCAAGUUUUUGACCUGGUUGGCCGCUGUAUUCCACCGAUAAUACAAGAAAUCAUAGGGAAAUACAAUUUAUUCCUGUUUCGGAUACGUUCAUAUGACGAGGAGAGUGGUGAUGGAAAGUCAUAUCUAGACUCAAAUUGUCAUUUAGAACAAGAAAAACUCGCCAUUAGAAUUACUAAAACUUAUACAAUUAGUAAAUAUGUUAUUUGUAUCCUGGUUACUCUUCGGAUUUUCCUACUCCUUUGCAUAUUUUUCCGCAGACAUUUUAAGUCUCAAUUCCUCAAUUUUAUGACCAGUUUCCCAGCCGUAAUACUGGUUACAAUGUACAAUUCUCUGGUAAGAGGUCUCGUAGUCUCCCUAGUCUACACACAGUUAGCUUCAAUUAUUGAGACGGAUGUUCCUCUACCACCGAAGGAGUGGGUUUUUAAGGAUUUAAGUGACUUUGUCGGAAGUUAUUACAGGAAGAUGGAAUUAUAUGUAGAUCCAUACCUGAUGGUAAGUUUAACAAUUGCAAAAGUACGUGUACUGGAGUUAAUACCUUAUGUAUUAUUUAACUACAUUGGAUUCAAGUAUAAUAGAAUUUUAUUUGAGUGUGACUUGUUUUAUGAGCAGUAUGGCCACUGGCCUACGGAUGAAUUUAAGUCGAACUUUGUCAAGUUCAACUGGUGGAUAAAGAUGAUUAUCACACCCAUUCUCGGUGAUAUCAAGAAUCUAUUCGGUAUAUUAUAUAUAAUAUGGCAUAUAGUAAUAGUAGUAAUGGAUACAGUAGUAUGA
Theileria parva strain Muguga is the source of this 1659-nucleotide messenger RNA. RefSeq names its product putative integral membrane protein. The record is from RefSeq and is a predicted model, not a curated record. The transcript is spliced from 3 exons. Bases 1 to 1659 code for a protein of 552 amino acids. NCBI's taxonomy places the organism in Eukaryota, Apicomplexa, Aconoidasida, Piroplasmida, Theileriidae.